AUGUUUAAGAAGAUUUUUAUCGCCGCUGCUGUCCUUUCCAUAGCUGUCGGACAAUACAAUCAUGGCUAUGGACAUGGACAUGGACAUGCGCAGUCGUCUCAGAACAUAGUACUGCAUCAGAGUCACGGCCAAACUGCUUACAAAGCGCCCGCUUUAGUUUUACAACACCAGCCAACACAUUAUGCAGGACACAAUGAAAAUCACCAGGACUACUAUGCACCACCACACUAUUCGUUUGAGUACUCUGUAGCCGACUCACACACGGGUGACAUCAAGUCCCAACGCGAGAGCCGAGAGGGUGAUGCUGUGCACGGUUCCUACAGCUUGCACGAGUCUGAUGGCACUAUCAGAACUGUUGAAUAUACCUCCGAUGCUCAUAAUGGAUUCAACGCUGUUGUACAUCGUCAAGGUCAUGCUACGCACGCUGUUCCCGUUCAACAUCAUCAUUAA
This is a messenger RNA of Parnassius mnemosyne (clouded apollo), 450 nucleotides long. The record is from the annotation of a GenBank genome assembly. NCBI's taxonomy places the organism in Eukaryota, Metazoa, Arthropoda, Insecta, Lepidoptera, Papilionidae.